This is a messenger RNA of Salvelinus fontinalis (brook trout), 5195 nucleotides long. It is a transcript of the gene mtmr8, whose product is annotated as myotubularin related protein 8. Lineage: Eukaryota; Metazoa; Chordata; Actinopteri; Salmoniformes; Salmonidae. Gene Ontology annotation, cellular component: nuclear envelope. The transcript is spliced from 15 exons. The coding region runs from base 351 to 2183 and encodes 610 amino acids. Gene Ontology annotation, biological process: negative regulation of autophagy; dephosphorylation. Gene Ontology annotation, molecular function: phosphatidylinositol-3,5-bisphosphate phosphatase activity. The record is from RefSeq and is a predicted model, not a curated record.
GUGUCUGGUAGGCAUUUCUUUCAUGUGCAAAUGGUCCUACUGUAGCACAAAUGACACAUGGCUACAUGAAUUUGAAAACUGCUACACUGUAAAAUUUUACUAACUUUGUAACAUUUCGCUUGAAACAGGAGGACCCUGCUAAAAGUUCCAAAUGUAGAGGAAGUUCCUUACAAAUUAGGCGACCUUGAACGUACCAAAAUUUUAUUGCUAGGCUGGCUGGCGCUAGGUAGGAAGGCAGAAUUACAGAAUGUGCAAAGUUUCUUCGGGAAAUAGCAACCGACAAUAAGAAAAAAGUCGCUUUAAAAAAAUGAAUCUUGUUUAGACCAGCACCCAUUUCUUGGCAUUGGACGAUGGAGCACAUUUUAACGCCAAAGGUGGAAGAAGUGAAAUUGUUGGAUCGAUACACUGCAAAGAAGCCAGCCAUUGGCACUCUCUAUCUAACAGCAACCCAUCUAAUCUUUGUGGAGACCUCCUGUAACACUCGCAAGGAAACCUGGAUGUUACACCAUCUCAUAGCCACAGUAGAGAAACUCCCUCUUACAGCCAUGGGAUGCCCACUUCACAUUUCCUGCAAGAAUUUCCAUGUGGCUCACUUUGUCAUUUCCAGUGAGAGGGACUGCCAAAAUGUUCAUCAGUCCCUGGUCAGACUCUCCCAACCAGGGAAAGUGGAAGAGUUGUAUGCUUUUCUUUACAACCCAAAACAAGAUGAUGAUGAGAGAAGAAAUGGUUGGGGCUUUAUUGACUCAGCCAUGGAUUUCAAAAGAAUGGGAUUGCCCAAUGAGUUUUGGGAAAUGACAGACCUCAACAAGAACUAUGAGCUUUGCAGCACAUAUCACUCAGAACUGGGCAUUCCUAAAACCGCAAGCAAGGGCACAGUCUUUGGGAGUGCCAAAUUCAGGAGCAGGGGGCGCAUUCCUACUCUCUCCUACUACCACAAGGAAAGUAAUGCUGCCAUUUGCCGCUGUAGCCAGCCCCUGUCCGGGUUAAGUGGUCGAUGUGUAGAAGAUGAGGAGAUGCUACAGGCAAUCAGCCGGGCUAAUCCCAAAAGCACCUUCAUGUAUGUGGUGGAUACCAGGCCUAAGUUGAAUGCCAUGGCCAAUAGAGCAGCAGGGAAGGGAUACGAGAAUGAGGACAACUACUCAAACAUCCGCUUUCAGUUUGUGGGCAUUGAGAAUAUCCAUGUCAUGAGGAACAGUCUGCAGAAGCUUUUGGAAGUGUGUGCUAUGAAGUCUCCAACAAUGAGUGACUACUUGACGGGACUGGAGAAUUCUGGUUGGCUGCGUCACAUCAAGGCUGUGAUGGAUGCUGGAGUAUUUCUUGCUAAGGCUUUGGCUGAGGAUAAGGCUAGUGUGCUUGUACACUGCUCAGAUGGCUGGGAUCGCACAGCCCAGGUGUGUUCUCUGGCCAGCAUCCUCUUGGACCCCUUCUAUCGUACCAUUAAGGGACUCAUGGUUUUGAUAGAAAAAGAAUGGAUAUCUAUGGGUCAUAAAUUCACGCAAAGGUGUGGGCAUGUGGAUGGGGAUCCCAAGGAGGUGUCCCCUGUAUUCACCCAGUUCAUUGAAUGUCUUUGGAAUCUCAUGGAGCAGUACCCCUGUGGAUUUGAGUACAACGAGAAGUACCUUUUGGAAAUCCACAACCAUGUUUACUCCUGCCAGUUUGGAAAUUUCAUUGGCAACUGCCAAAGAGAGCGAGAGGAGAUGCGACUUUAUGAGAGGACCUUCUCCGUUUGGCCGUUUCUCUGGGAGAACCGCCAUCAGUACAGAAAUCCUCUGCACAAAUGCUCAUUAGGGAGGGAGGUUCUGAGGCCAAGCACAUUGCCGUUGAAUUUCAAGUUUUGGUGUGGCAUGUAUAAUCAUUUUGAUAAGGGCAUGCAGCCAAAGCAGUCCAUUCUGGAUCACCUGUUAACCAUAACACAGAAAAAGGCAGAGGGUGAGAAGAAAAUGACAGAUCUCCAGAGACAGUUGGCAGUCAUGGAUGGGGUUCUGGCAGAUCAGGGCAGUCCAACAGGCACGCCACCUGAACAAACCUCUUUGUCUCCUGAAUCGGUUAGCCACACAGCCGAAAAUGCUAAACCACUCAUGAAUGGCGCUGCAGUGGAGGAGGCUGAAAUAGAGUUGGUGCCUACUGCAGGGAGCGAGAAGAUGGAACCGGGCAAUUACCCAACACACCUCCAGGUUGUGUAAGGACUAUUUUACCAAGAAGCAGAGUGAUGGAGUGCUGAAUCAGAUGACCUGGCCUCCACAAUCACCUGACCUUAACCAAAUUGAGAUGUUUUGUGAUGAGUUGGACCGCAGAGUAAAGGAAUAGCAGCCAACAAUGCUCAGCAUAUGUGGGAACUCCUUCAAGACUGUUGGAAAAGCAUUCCAGGUGAAGCAGGUUGAGAGAAUGCCAAGAGUGUGCAAAGCUUUUAUCAAGGCAAAGGGUGGCUACUUUGAAGAAUCUCAAAUAUAAAAUAUAUUUUGAUUUGUUUAACACUUUUAGGUUACUACAUGAUUUCAUAUGUGUUAUUUCAUAGUUUUGAUGUCUUCACCAUUGUUCUACAAUGUAGAAAAUAGUAAAAAUUGCGACCAAGCUUUAACUUCCUGACUGAUGUCUUGAGAUGUUGCUUCAAUAUAUCCCCAUCAUUUUCCUGCUUCAUGAUGCUAUCUAUUUUGUGAAGUGCACCAGUCCCUCCUGCAGCAAAGCACUCCCACAACAUGAUGCUGACACUCCUGUGCUUCACGGUUGGGAUGGUGUUCUUCGGGUUGCAAGCCUCCCCCUUUUUCUUCCAAACAUAACGAUGGUUAUUAUGGCCAAACAGUUCUAUUUUUGUUUCAUCAGACCAGAGGACAUUUCUCCAAAAAGUACGAUCUUUGUUCCUAUGUGCAGUUGCAAUCUGUAGUCUGGCUUUUUUAUGGCGGUUUUGGAGCAGGGGCUUCUUCCUUGCUGAGCGCCCCUUCAGGUUAUGUCGAUAUAGGACUUGUUUUACUGUGGCUAUAGAUAGUUUUGUACCUGUUUCCUCCAGCAUCUUCACAAGGUCCGUUGCUGUUUUUCUGGGAUUGAUUUGCACUUUUCGCACCAGAGUAUGUUAAUCUCUAGGAGACAGAAAGUGUCUCCUUCCUGAGCGGUAUGAUGGCUGCGUGGUGUUUAUACUUGCAUACUAUUGUUUGUACAGAUGAACGUGGUACCUUCAGGCGUUUGUAAGUUGUUCCCAAGGAUGAACCAGACUUGUGGAGGUCUACAAUGUUUUUUCUGAGGUCUUGGUUGAUUUCUUUUGAUUCUCUCAUGAUGUCAAGCAAAGAGGCACUGAGUUUGAAGGUAGGCCUUGAAAUACAUCCACAGGUACACCUCCAAUUGACUCAAGGAUAUCAAUUAGCCCAUCAGAAGCUUCUAAAGCCAUGACAUCAUUUUCUGGAAUUUUUCAAGCUGUUUAAAGGCACAGUCAACUUAGUGCAUGAACUGACCCACUGGAAUUGUGAUACAGUGAAUUAUAAGUGAAAUUAUCAGUCUAUAAACAAUUGUUGGAAAAAUGACUUGUGCCAUGCACAAAGUAGAUGUCCUAACCGACUUGCCAAAACUAUAGUUUGUUAGCAAGACAUUUAUGAAGUGGUUAAAAACGAGUUUUAUUGACUCCAACCUAAGUGAAUGUAAAAUUCCGACUUCAACUGUAGAUACUUCAAACACUUAAUAAAGUUGUCAUAAUGCUCAGACAGCAGGUUAACAGGGCCAGACUGAAUCAAGGAUACUGAAAUACUCCCCUAACAAAGGGAAUAUGCUGUAAAAGUAUAGACCAAAGUUUGGUUUGAUUUUGCGAUGUAAUGAUUGUUAAAGGUGCAAUAUGCUGAAAUCGCUCUGCCAUUUGCUGGUUGCUAAAAUUCAAAUAGUUUGCCUUAUAUCAGUGUCACUAAAGAGUCAUUGUGUAGAGAAUCAUUGCACCAUCUAUCCCGCUAGUAAAAUAUGUUUUCCAUAACCAAAAAUAUUGUUUUUUUUAGCCGUUUGAAGCUGGUGUACCAAAACGAAAGUGAAAGACUCAAACAAAACAUAAGAACGGGAAGCAUAGAAGUAGUGCACAUAGAACAGAUAUACCGCUUCUUAGACUUGCUUUUAAUGAGAAUGACAGCUCUGUAACUCACUUUUCUAUGUGACUUUGGUUGGGUCGCCCAAAAAGUUACAUAUUGCAGUUUUAAUGAGAGAGAUUCACUGAAAAUAGUUGUUUUUGUGCAUUUUAUAAUGCCCUUUUAUUGUACUGCAACAAUACUGAAUAUGCUCUACAUGUGUCUUUGGUAUUUGCAAUAACAUUUUAAUGAAUUGAUAUCUGCCUUUUUCUUGAAAUGCCAUUUUGUUAAAAGGGACCAAAUAAAUGCAAAACUCUGUUUAUGUAGAAAGAAUAGCACAGUCUGAACAAAUUGCAAUGCAUGGAUCUUUUUCAAACAUGUCAGAGUACAAAAGAGGCUGUACCAGAGAUGAGGCAUGUGUGAAUUUAAAAGCAAUGAUCAAAUGUGUUCUUUAUAUUUUUUAGCAGGUUUUUCUAGAAUAUUGAGGCCAGUAAUAUAAAGUGUUUUCUCUCGUUUGUGAUUUCAAGGUUGUGAUAAUGCAUUGUUUGUGAUCAACUGCAACAAAUUAUUUACAACAAAAGGAUUGCCCUUUUAUUUGUUUGAGUUGCCAUACCACAUUUUUACGGCAAUAUUGUAUCUGAAUGGACUGUGUGUCAUUGUAGCAUGGAGCAAAUUACAUUCUGUUUACAUUCUCCAAGCCAAAAUCAAGUGCAAUCUGUGAGAUUCAGCAAGAAAAAAAACACCAGCCAGAGGGUGCAACCAUUUCCAUUAUUUCAAGGGGCUUUGAAUGUGAGAAGUUCAUUCUAGUGUAAAAAGGGAAUUUGUAAGCAGUUAAAUUGAUAUAAUGUAAUGGAAAUGUGUAGGAUGUUAAAUGUAAAGGGAAUUUAAUAUACUGCAAUGUCACUGUGCAGGAAGAGCAAUCAAUUUUCAAUCAAAAGUUGAGCAAUGAACACAACGCUGAUGAGAACAAUUUCUGUACAAUAUAAUUUUCCCGAAUAUUCUAAAAUGUAUACCCAAAAUGUGUGUGUGUGAUGGUAUUUGUUUUGAGCUAGAGAAUCAUGUGUUGGACUCCUAAUUGAAUCCCUUUGCUUAAUGAUGCGCAUUUUGUCUUUUCCGUUGACCCUUUUGUAAAUGAUCAGAAUAUAGUAACUUGCAAAAGUA